CGGAAGUAUCGCGGUGAGCGCCUACCCAGAAUGCUGCACGACGCGCGGUAAAAAGUCCCGCGCGUCGUCCCACGAAGGACCUGCUCUGCGCCGAAAAUUGGUGCAACAUCGGCGCGGGAAACCCAGCGGGAAAGUAGACGCUCGUGCUCCGGCGGAAGCACGCAGCAUCCAUGCAUCAUUCCUGCCGCCGCGCCUGGGCACGCCUCCCGCCUACUGGCCGCGAUAAUCGCUGCCGAGAGCACCCAGCGCACAGCAGCCGAGCCGUCGCAGCCUCUUGCUGACUUGCACUCUACACAGUUGUGUUCACAGUACGUCCGAGACGGGGAAGAUGACUGAACUUCACAAGAGCCGUAUCAACUCCGAACCAGAGUCUGAUAGUUUUCAAGUAUUUAAGCAUGAAGAGAUAAAGUGUCACAUCCUCCACGUUACAGUUGAAAAAGGUUUCGACAUCAGCAAAGGAUGGCUGGGAAAUCUGUUCGACACGCCCGACCCCUACCUGGUGCUGUGGGUCCCCGGCACGCCCAACGGCCGGCGCAGCACGCGCGUCGUCAGGAACGACCGCAACCCGGAGUGGAACGAGGACCUCGCCUUCGUCGUCAACCCCGAGCGGGACUUCGAGCUCCGGGCCAUGCUGGUGGACAAAGGGACGGCCGUGGACCAGGUGCUGGGCAAGGCCAAGGUAGACUUCAGCGAUCUGCCGCUGGACGUGGAGGUCCGGCAGGAGCUGCGGUUCAAGCACGGUUCUUCAGUGAUGGUGAAGUUCUUGAAAAAAGACGACGCUGGCCGCGGGCCGCACCUCGUCUUCUCGCCGCGCCUGGCCCAGGAGGAGCUGGCCUUCCUGGAGGCGCGGCUCGCGCACGUGCUGUCCGCCCUGGGCAGCCUGCUGGGGCAGCAGCACCGGCCUCGGGACUUGGCCCAGGUGCCGCGCGUGGCCGUCGUGGCCUCGGGGGGAGGACUGCGGGCCGCCGUGUGUCUGGCCGCCGCCCUGGACGCCCUGCACCGGCUGGGGGUGCUCGACUGCGUCGCCUACCUCGCCUCGCUGUCCGGCUCCUCCUGGUACGUGGCGGACCUGUACUCGCGACCCGACUUCCCGGCCAGGUCGCCGGGCAAGCUGCAGCAGCAGCUGCUGGACAAGCUGACCGGCGGCUGGCUGAAGGUGUUCUGUCCGUCGCGCGUCGCGGCGCACCUGUGCAGCAUGUCGCGCAAGAAGAGGGCCGGUCAGCCCGUCAGCUUCACGGACCUGUUCGGCCACCUCGUGGCGGACCUGGUGCUCGGCGACAGGAAGGAUGAAACACUUUCCUCUCAGAAGAGUAAGGUUAUGUCUGGCCUGGCCCCGCUACCCCUCUACACCUGUGUGCAUAUCAAGAAGGACGUCUCAGCCAGGGUUUACCAGGACUGGGUGGAGUUCAGCCCGCUGCAGGUGGGCUUCCUGAAGCACUCGCUGUUCAUGGGGCCGGAGCAGUUCGGCGCGCGCUUCUACCUGGGCCGCGCCGUGCGCCUGUUCGGCGAGCCGCCGCUGCACUACCUGCUGGGCGUGUGGGGCAGCGCCUUCAGCAUCUUCCUGCGCCGCGUCAUCGAGAGCAGCCGCGCCGACGCGCUGUCUCCCCCCUCGUCCGCCGGCGACCCGGAGGAGGCCGCCGCCAGCGCCUCGGGUGCGGACCAGGGCCCGUUCGCGGCCGGCUGCUGGACCGAGGUGGACGGCAGCGCCGCGGAGGACGACUCGGGGACCAGCAGCCGAGAGGACGAAGACGACGACGAAGAGGACGGUGGACCCAGCCCAGCCAAGGCGGGCGGAAGAGGCGACGGCGCCAGGACCUCGAGGUCAUCCAGGAAGAGACUGCGCAGGAUCCUGAGGGACAAGAUAAGACGCCACCUGGGCCGCGCGAGCAGGAAGAAGCCCAGGCCGUCCAGGGCGGAGCGGAUCCUCAGCUGGCUGCUGCGCGGGCGCCUGGUGGACACCAGGACGGGGCGCGCCGGGGUGGUCUUCAGCCCCAUGAGGGGCGUGCAGUUCUCCGCCAGCGAGCCCUCGGCGCCCGCCACCUUCACCACCGCCGACGACGACGAGGACUUCGAGGGCUUCUACGAGCCGGUGUGCCCCGACACCAGGAAGCUGUUCGUGGCCGACUCAGGGCUGAGCUUCAACCUGCCCUACCCGCCCUUGCUGAGACCUCACCGCCGCGUCUCGCUCUUCCUCUCCUUCGAGUUCACCAACCGCCCCAAGGACGACGCCUCGCCAUUCGAGGAGCUGGUGCUCGCCGAGAAGUGGGCUCGGCUGCACCGCGCGCGCUUCCCGCCCGUGGCGCAGCUGGUGGCGCAGCUGCCCCCGGGCCCGCCGCGGGAGUUAUACGUGUUCCAGGACCCCGCCGACCCGCUCUGCCCCGUCGUGCUGCACUUCGUGCUCGUCAACUCCGCCUUCCGCCGGUUCAAGGACGUGGCAGGGGUGCCUCGCGAGACCCAGGAGGAGCGCGACUUCGCGGACUUCGACAUCUUCAGCGACCCGGAGAAGCCGUACUCCAGCUUCAAGUUCUCGUUCGAGCCGCUGCAGCUGCGGCGCCUGCAGGCGCUGGUCGACUUCAACGUCCGGCUGCACGAGCCUCUCAUCCGGGAGCAGCUGCGCCGCGCCGUGCUGCGCUCGGGCCCACAGCCGAGCAGUCCCGGACAUGGCCGAAGUCCACCGAAUGGUCCCGGACAUGGCCGAAGUCCGCCGAGCAGUCCCGGACAUGGCCAAAGUCCGCCGAGCAGUCCCGGACAUGGUCGAAGUCCGCCGAGCAGUCCCGGACAUGGCCGAAGUCCGCCGAGCAGUCCCGGACAUGGCCGAAGUCCACCGAAUGGUCCCGGACAUGGCCGAAGUCCGCCGAGCAGUCCCGGACAUGGCCGAAGUCCGCCGAGCAGUCCCGGACAUGGUCGAAGUCCGCCGAGCAGUCCCGGACAUGGCCGAAGUUCGCCGAACGGUCCCGGACAUGGCCGAGGUCCGCCGAGCAGUCCCGGACAUGGCCAAAGUCCGCCGAGCAGUCCCGGACAUGGCCGAAGUUCGCCGAACGGUCCCGGACAUGGCCGAGGUCCGCCGAGCAGUCCCGGACAUGGCCAAAGUCCGCCGAGUAGUACCGGACAUGUCUGAAGUUCGUCGUUCGCUCCUGCGAUUUUGCGGCUGGAAUAAAAAUAAAACCAUUUUAAAACAAAAAGUUUUUACAGUGUUAUUUAUGUUUAAAAAAAACAAUUACAGACAAUGGUAGAAUGGUUGGAUAAGAAAAUAGUUUGAAACAUCGUUACUGGUUCUUAUGUUUAUGGUUUGGAAAAAGUGUAUUCAUCAAGGUGUGGUUAUUUGAAUACGAAUAAAGGAUGUUCAUGAUUU
This is a messenger RNA of Bacillus rossius redtenbacheri, 3352 nucleotides long. RefSeq names its product cytosolic phospholipase A2-like. Gene Ontology annotation, molecular function: calcium-dependent phospholipid binding; calcium ion binding. Bases 329 to 3118 code for a protein of 929 amino acids. Gene Ontology annotation, cellular component: cytosol. The record is from RefSeq and is a predicted model, not a curated record. Gene Ontology annotation, biological process: glycerophospholipid catabolic process. Lineage: Eukaryota; Metazoa; Arthropoda; Insecta; Phasmatodea; Bacillidae. The transcript has 17 exons.